This is a messenger RNA of Priceomyces carsonii, 996 nucleotides long. Its product is annotated as phosphoglycerate mutase family protein. The transcript has a single exon. NCBI's taxonomy places the organism in Eukaryota, Fungi, Ascomycota, Pichiomycetes, Serinales, Debaryomycetaceae. The coding region runs from base 1 to 996 and encodes 331 amino acids. The record is from RefSeq and is a predicted model, not a curated record. Gene Ontology annotation, cellular component: cytoplasm. Gene Ontology annotation, molecular function: phosphatase activity.
AUGUCAUUAAUCAUACCAAAUAGACAUGAUUAUGAAGAUGCUACCAUUGGUAGGGAACGCAUCCCAAUUUAUGAAAAAAAGAUAGAAAAGUUGGAGGAAGAGAUUGAUCCGACGACUGGGGAGCCUUCCUACCCUUGGAGAUUCGAAGCUUUGUCAGGUUUCUUUAAGCAAGCUGAUCCAAAGACAGAAGAUCUCAAAUUUAACUAUAUAAAUCAGGACUUCGGGGCCACUAAACCUUGGCAUGAAAUUAUAGAUGAGAUUCAAAAGUUGAAUGAAACUGCUAACGAAAAUGAAUGCUACAAGUUACUUUUUCUUGCUAGGCAUGGCCAGGGUUAUCACAAUGUGAUCGUUAGUAAAUAUGGACACCAUGCAUGGUAUUCUAAAUGGCAUGCCUUAGGUACCGAUGGAGACAUUGUCUAUGCCCCAGAUCCAGAUCUUACUGAAUUAGGGGUCAACCAGGCUAAAGAAAAUCAUGCUGCUUGGAAAGAGCAAUUGGCUAAAGGUGCUCCAAAGAGCUCUAAAUUCUACGUAUCUCCAUUGAAGCGUUCUUGUGAUACCUUGAGGUAUACUUGGGAGGGUUUGGCACCAGAAACAUUUCAUCCGGUAAUCGUGGAAGACCUCCGGGAGAUAAUUGGAUUUCAUCUCUGUAACAAGAGGUCAACGAAGACACAAAUUUUAGAGAGGUUUGGAAAGUAUGGAUACACAACAGAGCCUGGUUUUACCGAAAAGGACGAGCUUUACGGCGAUACCGAAGAGCUUUUUGAGGAUCAUUGUAUCAGAGUUAACAAAUUUUUACAAAGAUUAUUCAACAAUAAUUACGAUGAAAAAUCAGGUAAAACGAACCCCACACUGGAUCAAAUUAUAUCUACUACUUCACAUGGUGGUACAAUCAAGUGCUUUCUCGCAGUUACUGGCCAUAGGGCUUUUACCGUUUCUACGGGAGGUAUGAUUCCUAUCGUGGUUCGCGGAGUUCGAACUAAAUCAUCAAAAAUUUAG